AUGUGUGUUCAUGGGUUUGGCCUUGAUUUGAUUAAAAAUGACUUCAAGGUUGUCAGGAUUUCGUAUUUGGGAUCAGAAAAUGGGUUUAAGGUUCCUCCUCAAGUCAAAAUUUAUGCCCUCGACGAUCGUUCUUGGAGGCAUUUUGAUGGUGUUGUGCUGCAUUUUGGCAUGGUUAAUUACUUUUUGUCACAAGCUUAUUUGAAUGGAAAGGUUCAUUGGGUUUCUUACAAGCUUAUUGACCCGGUUACUCGUGGUUGUUUUGUUCUAUUUUUUGAUUUGGGUAAUGAAGUCUUUGGGGAGAUUGAGUUGCCACUGAGUCUGGUUCAUCAGUUUCCUAGGAACAUGUUGACUGCUAUAGUGGGUGAAUUGCUUUCGGUGCUACAGUAUGAUUCGCCGAUAUACAGUAAGAGUUGUAAGGUGUUGGUUAUGAAAGAAUAUGGGGUGGUGGGGUCUUGGAGUAAGCAAUAUACAAUUGAUCUUGAUGGAAGAUUGGUGUUGACGCUUGGCUUGAGAAAGAACGGUGAAAUGCUGUUGGGAAUGGGUAGAGAGGUGGUCUUAUAUGACUCUGAGAGCCAAGAAAUCACAAACCUUGGAGUUCGUGGCAGCAAAGAUGCAUUUUAG
Molecule: messenger RNA, 621 nt
Organism: Camellia sinensis
Lineage: Eukaryota; Viridiplantae; Streptophyta; Magnoliopsida; Ericales; Theaceae
Source: RefSeq, a predicted model, not a curated record